UUUGGCUUCAAAUUGUUUCUUUUGAAGGUGGUCCCUGUCAUACUAAGACGUAUGUUAUAUGCAGACGUUUUUAAUACGUAUUUAAUGGAAAUACCUUCUUAUUUUCUGCGUUUAUUUUUUUUAAACAAAAAUGAAUUUAGAACAUCUCUAGUUAGCUUAAUAGCUAACUAACCUAGCAAAUCCGCGUCUGUAUCGGUCACCAUGGGAACGGGAAGGCAACCCUGCUUUAUAAACAAAGCAGCUAGUGUUAGCUAACCUGGUUAGAUCGCUAUCCCACACCUGUUCGUAAAGUGGAGUGCAGCAGUAGCAUGCUGGCUAGUUUAAGUUAUCAAACUAUUCAGUUUUUGCCAUUAUUCCAUCACACUAAUAUUCCGGCAAGACAGACGAGAGCUAACCCAGCUAGCUAAUUAGACAGCUAGCCAGCUCUAGCUUUCCAUACCUAUGCUAAGCUAAAGUAUUAGCAAUCGCGAAUAGCCAACGAUAAAAUGAUGAUAGCAAAGCGUCGGGUAAUUUAAAGAUGAUCAUUUCCAUGCCAAGAUGCCAAGAUGGUAAUUUCGGUGUCUCGUAGGGUAGCUAACCCUAGCUAACUAACAUAAGGUGCGCCGAUUUUGUGUUAUUAAAUAGCAGACUGUAAAAAAAAAAAAAAGCAUGGUGAGCUAGCUAGCUAAGGCAACGUUACCGAGCCCGGCGGUCGCUGUCUAUACAGCCUCACCAUGGAGAGCCAAAGAGCCCCCAGCAGAGACUGUAAGACGUCCCGCUCUCCGCUCGCUGGCCGCAGCAGGUGUUUAAGCUCAAUGUUUAUGAAGGCGGCCAGUCACUUGGACUUGACAGGAGACCGUGAAGGUGCAGAUAACGAUGCGCUCAGCGAUCACGGCAAAGCAGCGCGUUACGAUGAACGAAAACGCAUGGGCACAAAAUACAUUACAGAAGAUUCAAUCAAGAAGUUGACUAAACAGGAGAAUUUAAGCCUACUGCAGUCCUUAAAUUUAUCAAAUACUCAUGGAGAUAAAUGUCUCAGGUAUAUAGAGAAUUUGGACAAAUGCAGUCGUCUCCAGGUUCUCAACCUCAAUAACAACAGCAUUGAAAAAAUUGAGAAGCUGGAGAAACUUCUUAAAUUGCAUGAGCUGCACAUUUCCAAUAACAGAAUACAAAAAAUUGAAGGGCUAGAGCACAUGGUAAACCUUCAGAUUCUAAAUCUGGCCAACAACAACAUUGAACAAGUGCCUCUCUGGUUAGCAAAAAAGCUCAGAUCACUACAGAUGCUGAACCUUCAGAACAACAAGAUUUUUUCGCUUCAUGAGGUGGCUAAACUGAAGCUUCUACAAAACCUUACCGACCUCACAUUAGUGGAGAAUCCUGUAUCCACCCUUGCUCAUUACCGCCUCUUCAUAGUUUUUCAUCUAAGAUCACUAGAGUCACUUGAUGGUCAGCGAAUCAGUGACUUUGAGCGAGAGCAAGCCCAUCACCGCUUUCACACUGAGGAGAUAGAGCGUCUGGAGGGAGAGCUGGAGCAGAGAGGGGCAGAGGUAGAGCAGUUGCAGCAGGAGAAGGCUGCAGCUCUGGAGGAACUGGAGAAGCAGGAAAUGCUCCAACACAGCCUGAAGCAGCAGAGCAAGGAGCAACAGCGUCUGCAGGAGCAGCUUGAAAGGGAGUUGGACACCAAGUCUGAACUGCUGAAACACAAGACCACAGAGCUGACCCGGGCUUGCCAGAAACAGUACGAGCUGGAGCAGGAGCUGGCAUUCCACAAGAUAGAUGCGAAGUUUGAGCCGCUUCCAUAUUAUCCAAGCUAUGAAUUGGAGGAGGACAGCCUGCCAGCUGAUAGUCCCUACAUUGGAAAGGCCCGUCACAAAAGGAACAUGCAGACCUCAGACACCACAGAUGAGGGCAGAAGGGCUCUCCCACAGAGCAGUUCAGAAGAGGAUGCGCCUGAGCAUGCCCUGGAACGAGCAGAGGAGCGCCUGCAGCAACUGCAUACAGAAGCAGAGCGCACAGAGAGACAGAUCCUGAAAGCCAGUGAGGAACUACACCGCAUGGAGGAGGCAGCCUCUCAGAAAAGACUAGCAGAGGCAGAGAAGGAACAUCUCAGGCAGCAGCUGUGUGGGAAGAUCCAGAGUCUGGGCCAUCUGCGACAGGAAGCCGAGGCCCUGGAGGAGACGCUGUGCGGGCAGAGUGCUGAGCUGGACCAGGCACAGGGGGAGCUGGAGCAGCUUCAGAGCUUACUGCGCACUCUGAAGCCCCAGGACCCCAGACAUACUCAUGUGAAGGCUCAGGUGGCCAGUAAGAGUCAACUGCUGGCCAUCAUGAGCAGGAAGCAACAUGAGCUGGAGGGCCGCCUGGAUGACAUGCUCACUCGCAUCACCAAGGAGACGCAGGAGAUCAAAGACCUGGAACAGCAGCUCACAGAUGGUCAGAUAGCGGCUAACGAGGCCUUGAAGCGCGACCUAGAGGACAUAAUCUCGGGCCUGCAGGAGUACCUGCAUGGGGUGAAUGAGCAAGCUCGACGGGCCCGGUCUGACUGCCUGCGCCUCCAGAGAGCGAACAGCACCCUAGAGCGCCUCCUGCAGGACAAGGAGCAACAACUCGGCCAACUCCAGGAAGCUGCCCAGAACAGCGAAGCACGAAAGGAGGAGUUGGUGCGGUGUCAGGAGGAGCUGGAGGCUUUGAGGAAGGAGAACUCGGGUCUGCGGAGGGCUCAGGGACGGGCCGGUGCCUACGAAGCCGAGCUGCAGGCUCAGCUGAGGGAGAAGGGCACGGAGGCCAGCAAACUGAGAGGGGAGAUAGGCCGCCUGCACCGGCUCAGUGAGCUGGAGCACUCCGCGCUGCAGGCGGAGUUCCAAAAGGAGAGGCAGGCUAAGGAGAGCACACUGGCCCAGCUGCAGCUGGCUGCGGAAAGGGAGAUGGGGAACAGCGAGCUUCUGCAGCAGCUAGCCACCCUGCAGAGGGAGAAAGGCGAACUAAUGGAUAAGGUGGAGGUCCUGCAGAAUGACUUACGGCGGGUCAGGAGGGAGCUGCUGUGCCCUGAUCAGGUGAUCGAGCGCUUGGACGAGCUGAGGAGAACUAUUGCUUCUGGCCCAGGAGUUUUAAGCAGUACGGCAAGUGGGCCGGCAGAUCCGCUGGGCGAGAGCGUGGCUGAACUGCAGGAGGAGCUGCAUCGCGCUCUGGCCGCUGCACACAGGGACCGCGACGAGGCCCGGCACGCUCGAGACAGAAUCGCACGGGAGGCAGCUUCCCUCAGAGAGAGGCUCAGGAACUACCAGAAGGAAUACCAGAGUGUGUUUGCAGAGGCCGAGCAUGCAAGGGUUACAAAGAAGCAUGAGGAGGCGGAGCUUAUCCGCCUGAGGGAGGGGAUGCAGGAGCAGCAGGAGCAGCAGUACCUGGUGCUGCAGCGUCUUCAGGAGACCGAGAGUGAGAGAGACCGUCUCCUCACUGAGCUGGUGGAGCAGGACAAACAGUUAAAGGCAGAGGAGACUCAAACACAGGAGCAGCUGCAGUCAAUGGAUCUGGAGUUACAGGAGCUCAGGAGGUCCUUCACUGCCAGUGACCUAAGGGCCGCUGAUCAGCUCAAGGCUGCCAAGCACCAGCUCCGCUCCCUCCACAGUACCGUGCAGAAGAUUGGCCAGGAGAGGGCAGAGGAUGCACACGAGCUUGAAGAAUCCCAGAUGCAGGCCGCUGAAGCCAUGCGAGAGCUAACCAAGGCCGAGAGAGAGAUCCAAGCGCUGCAGGAACUGCUUCAAGCCAGGGUUAAUGUGAUAAACGGGGACAGCCACAGUGUUCCACAUUCCAGUGUUCACCAGAUGGAAUUAGCUGGACUGAACCGAGCUCUGAAAAGGCAGCAGGCCCAGACCAAACGGCUCCGGGACCAGCUAGCCCAAGCCAAAGAGGACAACAGUGAAAACCUGGAGGAGCUGCUUGAGGAGAUAGAAGCCCUUAGGGGUACACUGCUUCAGCACAGCAAUUACCUGUCCAGGUGUAGCGAAGUGCCACGCAGCAGAGGCUACUGGUACUAUGUGCCGCCAUACCAAAACCCGCCCAGCCUGGGCUCUCAGGGAACACAGGACUCCGGACUGGGCUCCCAGCCACCCCCAUCCACCGACAAAGUCCCUCAUUCCAGAGGCAGACAGCACAAAGAGACAAGACCUCAUUCCAGCACAGGAUACUGGGUCUACCCAGCAAAUCCGCACGACUCGCAGGCUCACGUAGAAAGAGAGCCUCCGUAUGGGGACAGUUAUGGGGAGAGCGAUGAAGACGGUGAUGGAGGCACCCAUUUCACUCCUCCGCCAGGCUCGGUUAUCUAUACCAUGCCACCUGACGGCACGCCUCUCCCCCAGGGCACAGUCAUCUACGCGCCCCCCCUGCCUGGCCUGUCUGUAGUCCCGGGUGCGGUGUUCUACGGCCCUCCUCCAGAAGGGGCUAGGCUCGUGUACGGUCCUCCUCCCAGCAGCUGGGCCAUUCCUCUGAUACCCACUGGGACUCUGCUCUGCAACAUGCCAGGCCAUCAGGAUACGGAACGCUCUCUGCGUGAGGCAGAGCAGACUUUAAGGGAGCAGCAGUCUGGUCGAGUGGUCAGCGAGCAAGACCUGCUCAGGCUGGAGGAACAGAGAUCAGAGCUGCAGUUGGAGCUUAAAAAGCUACAGCGUGCCGUGAGCCAGCUGCGCCACCACAGGAAGCUGUUGGAGAGUCCGGUAAGCCAGACUGAGGAGGAGCAGGACGUGGCGUGUCUGGAAAAGACUCUGCAGAAACGCAAGGUCCAGCUACGAGAAGCAGACCACCUGCUGCUGGAGCUCGAGGCAGCCCUGAAGGACACCACAGCAAAGUACAAAGAGAGUCUAGAACGCCAAAGUCAAACCGAGCAGCGGUUAGAGGAGACACAGCGUGAACUGGAGGUGACAGAACAGAAGACGCGAGACAGUGCCAAACACCUAGUAGAAGCCAAGCAACAUCUCCGAGAUCUGCAAGAAGGGGUUAAGGAGCAGCAGAGAUGUAAACAGGACCAGGAAAAGACUCUACAACAGAUAGAAAAACGAAUUGCAGCUCGAGACGCAGAGUUCCAAGAAGUAAACAGAAAGCUGAAGAGAGCAUCCUCUAAGUUGGAGGACUUGGAGAAAGAGCUGAUACGGACUCAGAGCCGGGAAGAACAGCUCCUUAAGAGCUGCAGAGAUUCAGAGGAACUUCAGCAUCAGCACAAGAAAGAGCUGGAACAGCUCAACACCCAAACGCUGCUCCAGAAGGAGGAGCUGACUCUGCUGGGCAGGAAACUGGAGCAGUGGCGUGAGGAGGAGGCGGUGGUGAGGGCCCGCGUGGAACAGGAGCGGCAGGACCUGGCAGACGUGCUUGGGCACGGGGAGGAGGAGGCGCACAGCUUGCGGCAGCGCGUCCAGGAGCUGCACGCAGACAUCCAGGCUCUGGCUGUGCAGAAGGGAGAGAUGGACUCUCAGCUCUCGGAGAGGAAGAGCAGAUUGGCUCAGUGUAAGAAGGAGGAGCAACAGGCGAGAAAGAAGGCGCAGGAUCUGCUUGCCAUCGUCAGCAAGCACAGAGCAGAGCUGAAGCACGUUUUGGAGAUGAUCCAGCUGGAGAAUGGGAACCUGGAGGGAGUGAAGGUUCAGCACCGCCACAAACUGGACCAGCUGGAGAAGAGCCAGGAAACUCUGCUGCAAGCACAGGUGGAGCUGCAGGCGGUCCAGGUGGAGCUGGAGCAGCAGACGGCGCUCCGGGAGCAGCAGGCCGACACGGCGGCCGCCCAGAGGAGCAACCUGCUGGAGCAGUGCGCCGGCCUGGAGGCCCGCCGCGCGCUCGCGCAGCGGAGUCUGGAGGAAGCAGAGGGAGGGGUCCAGGCAGCAGAGGCGGAGCUACUAAAGCUGCAGGAGGAGGUGACCAAGCUGAAACGGGAGCACAGACACGCCAGAAAUAUCCGAGAAGAGAUAAACAGAGAUGUCGCCAAAGUCCAGCAACAGCUAACGGAGGAGUCUGAGGAGUUGAACAACCUGAAAGAAAACGUUGCGCACUCACAGCUGCAGCUAGAAAAGAUUAGAAAGGAGGUGGAGGGCGCUCAGCGAGAGUGGGACGGUCUAAUAAAGCUCCAGCAAGAGCAGAAGGCUCAGCUGCAGGCGAGGACAGAAAAGAUCCAGAAGAGGCAGCAGAGAGCAGACAGACUGCAGCGGCAGCUGAACGAACUGGAGGCAGCCGUGACCCAGAAGCAGGUCCAGCUCGAGCAGCAGGAAGAGCAUAUGAAGACUCAACAGCGACAAAGCAUCGAGCUGGAAGAGUUGCACAGACGGCAGCAGCAAAAGCUGCAAACCCAGCUUCAGUCACUAGAGGGCGCAUUGGCGCAGCGUGUAGCAAAAAUGGAGCAGGCGACAGCCGCUGUGGAAGACCUGGAGGAAAAGAAGCACUUUCUGCAGGCUGAACAUGAGCACUGUUCUGUGCUGCAGGACAGAGUAGCAGGGCUGGAGGAGGAGCUGGCUGUGAGGGAGGCCAGGCUAAGGGCCAGCACUGAGGAGCAGAGGGAGGUGAGGCGAGAGCUGGAGGCCUGCCGCUUGGAGUUCCAGCAUCUUCAAGAGACCUUGGCCACAGAGAGGAGGCGCAGAGAGGCCCUCAAAAGCCGCAGUCUCACAGACAGAGACAAACUGCUGCAGGCUGAGAAAGAGCGAGAAAGGCUGCAGAAGGAGCUGGAGGUAGUGGAUCAGGCAGCUCAAGAAAACCAUGAGAGAUCCAGACACCUGCAGCAUGAGCUCAGUUCUGCCUCCCAGGAGCUGCUCUGCCUCAAACACAAGCUACAGAGCCAUGGAGAGAGGUGCGCUCACCAGCGCGAGAUCAAGGACACCAUACACUCUCUGAGGGCCGAGAUCGAAGCCGAGCUGGACAGCAGCAUGACGGAGCUGGUGUUGCAGCCCACGGCCUCCUCAGACACAGAGAGCCUCAAGGAGAACCAGCCCAUAUCUGCACUGACUGUGGGGAAAGCAGCCUACAACACCAACGAUGAACAGUGGCGAGGAGAAGUACUGAGAGAGAGAUUGAGGCAGCAUGAAGAUCAUCUGAAGGCCCAGCUGCGCAGAUCCAUGUUCUCCCAGCAGGAGACGCUGAGUCUGCGUAGGCAGCAGACAGAGGGCAGCAUCCAGGGCCUACGUCAACGAGUGGACAAGCUGGACCAGCUCUUGGGCAAAUCCAGCCAUGGUUCCUCCUACCUGAGUGAUUCUGAAAACCUCUAUAAAUACAGCUGUUCAGAUAGUGAGACCUCGACGCACCCGAGGAGCAGAGAGGGUUCCUGUUAGGCUGGACCACUACGUUGCUGAGAAAGACCGAGCACACAUUCUGAGCCAAAUACACUGAGGUCAUCCACAGCAAAAGGGAGCCCACGCCCACGUCCCACUGUGAAGCCCUGCGGCUGAGUGCCGCUCCACACUGAGUGAAGGACAAUGCUUCCUGAAGCCCUCCAACAGAGAUCAUCUGAGCUUAUGCAUCUCCUGUCCACAAAUAAAAAAGUGUAAAACACAAGGUGAAAAAAGUAUUAAGGUUUUUAGCCACUCAGUGCCAUAAGGACAGGCCAAGGUUCUCUUUAUUAUUUUACAUAUUCUAGACUUUUUCCAUUAAAAAAUUUUUUUUUUAGCAAAUAAAAUGCUGUGCCUCAAUGCUAUGCUACAUGCUGCAUAUCUAAAACAUUUACUCUGCAAAAUGCAGUCAAGAUAUUAUAACUGAAAUAGGGCUGUAUAGAAUUGCCUUUUUAAACUAUUUUGUAUAUUUUUUUAACUAUUUCUACAUCCAAGUAAUAUAUUUAUUAAAGCACUUAAAACUUUGUGUAUUCAGUGCAUCAUUUAAUACUAUUACGUGCAAUAAAAAACAUUCUGCAUGGAUUUCCGUCCUCCCCCUCAGUUCUUAUUGGGAUUUCCAAUAUAUAUUGUCAAAGACAGUAUACAGUAUUGUCUUUAUUAACAUAAUUACAAACAAAUGUCACUUACAGAAGACAUACCUCAGUUUCAGAGCAGAAGGUUAUAUAGGUUACCACUGAGACAUGAGAAAUGAAAAAUGGCCUCCAAAAAAAAACAAAACUUUACAACAAAACAACUACAUACAUACUUUUAUAAUCUCACUGGAACUCAAAAUGUAUAGAAAAAUUUUGAAGCAUUUCCUUUUGCCUUUUGAGCCCCUUCAAAUGUCUAUCACUGGAAUAUGGAACAUGCAUUCCUUAGGGGACAGGAAUUUUCCUUUCAUAGGUCAAUUAAACUUGAUUGUUUUUAGGGAUGAGAUGAACCAACUUGUUCAGUGUAAGGUCCUGCUGAACAAGUUCGCACGCUAACCCAAACCCACCCAAUUCACUGUGGAAAAGGUUGUGUGUACACUAAAGGAAUGUUGAGGAAGGGGUUCAAAAGCUUAAGGUUAAUGCGCUUUAGCAUUAAAUUUAGUUACUUUUUUAAAUUUCAUACUGUAUUUUACAGACCAAGCAAGUAUUUAUAGGAAAAAACAACAUUAAAUCAGAAACUAAUCAUAAGGCAACAGAAGUUAAAAUAUAUGCUGAAUUUAGGCUGACUUAAGGGCAUGGAGUAUUUGCCAGUGCCAAGCUGUAUUUCUCUGACAGAGUUAGUCACAAUUGGUCUGUUUCUUACUCUGCUAAUAUUGAGGUGACAAACAUUGGGAAUGUUAACAUUUCAAGGACGAAACAGGGUGACCAUUUAAAGUAAGCUGAAAUUCUCAGGUGAUGAACUUCAGACUAAUAUGAAGAUAAAAGGAGUUCAAAGCCAUUGAAAAACUAAU
Electrophorus electricus (electric eel) is the source of this 8748-nucleotide messenger RNA. Lineage: Eukaryota; Metazoa; Chordata; Actinopteri; Gymnotiformes; Gymnotidae. The record is from RefSeq and is a predicted model, not a curated record.